Messenger RNA from Zootermopsis nevadensis, 4085 nucleotides. RefSeq names its product mitogen-activated protein kinase kinase kinase 11. Gene Ontology annotation, biological process: protein phosphorylation. The record is from RefSeq and is a predicted model, not a curated record. Gene Ontology annotation, molecular function: JUN kinase kinase kinase activity; protein binding; ATP binding. Lineage: Eukaryota; Metazoa; Arthropoda; Insecta; Blattodea; Termopsidae.
GUGGCUGUGAAGGCUGCACGCCAGGAUCCUGAUGAAGACAUCAGUGUUACUCUGGAGAAUGUGCGUCAAGAGGCAAAGCUCUUCUGGUUACUUAAACAUGAUAAUAUUGUGUCUCUGGAGGGUGUGUGCCUCGAGAUGCCCAAUCUGUGCCUGGUGAUGGAGUAUGCACGUGGGGGAUCCCUCAAUCGUGUUCUGGCAGGACGCAAGAUCCGACCUGACGUACUGGUCGAUUGGGCUAUUCAGAUUGCUAGGGGCAUGAAUUAUCUGCACAAUGGAGCACCAAUUUCACUCAUCCAUCGAGACCUUAAGUCAUCCAAUGUGCUACUCAGUGAGCCAAUUGAAAAUGAUGACCUGCAAUUCAAGACGCUCAAGAUUACAGACUUCGGGCUCGCGCGAGAGGUGUAUAAGACUACACGAAUGUCGGCUGCAGGGACGUAUGCUUGGAUGGCACCAGAAGUCAUUAAAACAUCCACAUUUUCUAAAGCCAGCGAUGUUUGGAGUUACGGUGUGCUGCUCUGGGAACUGCUGACUGGCGAGACGCCAUACAAGGGAAUUGAUGCGCUGGCUGUAGCGUAUGGUGUGGCAGUGAACAAGCUGACACUCCCCAUUCCUAGCACUUGCCCAGAACCAUGGCGAGACCUUAUGGAAGCGUGCUGGUAUUCAGACCCCCACCAUCGACCAUCGUUUGAAGAUAUCCUUCAGGCUCUCGAUGCCAUAGUUCAUUCAGCAUUCACACAGACACCACACGAGAGCUUUCAUACGAUGCAGGAGGACUGGAAACUUGAAAUUGAGGAGGUGCUGCUUGGUCUGCGGAUGAAGGAGAAGGCUUGCAGGUCGCUCGAGGAGGAGCUGCGAUGUCGGGAGGAAGAACUGACAAAGGCGCAGUUGCAGCAGAAGAUGGUGGAGGAGAACUUGCGUCAGCGAGAACAGGAGCUGGCAGCGCGCGAGAUUGACUUGCUGGAGCGAGAGCUCCACAUCAUGAUCAUACAGCAACAAACACCUACACCCAAGAAACGCAAAGGAAAGUUCAAACGUGGCCGCCUCAAAAUUCUAAAGAAAGAGCCUGGGCAAAAUAUUAGUCUACCAUCAGAUUUCCGACACACUUUCACCGUACAGCACACUGCGCCAGAUCGAAAACCUCGCAACCCAUCAAGCCCGAACAGCCCCCCUGGGUCACCCAGCAUCCCACGUCUUCGUGCCAUUGCACUCCCUGCUGAUGGGGUGAAGGGUAAGACGUGGGGGCCAAGCACUCUGCAUCAGCGAGAGCGUGGGCAGAUCAUUACGCGGGUGGUAGACGGAGUUCCGGGCGGGCCCAAGCGGUGGAGCCGCAGUGCCCCCAACCUCGAGAAGCACGCGGCUGCUGCCAGGGCAGGGGGCACCCCCAACAUCGCCGCCCUCCAGGAAAUAGACUAUGCAGCAACGAUGAGUGCUGACCCAAAUGGCGCCGUGUCAUGCGAUUGGCCGACAACUGCCGCUGUUGCACCUCCUCUCGCCUUGCCUGUUCCCAUGCCAACUUUAUACAGCAAUGGGUUGGAACCCUGCCGAGGAAGACUUGCAGCCGGAAAGCCUUCCAUCAUUGAGAUUGUUCUUUACAACAUGGCUGCCAUGAUUGCUGGAGUCGCAGCAGGCUAUGACGUCCGCCUGUCCAACGUUUCACCUGUGCAUCCAAGACUGCACCCUGACAGGUCAGAAGAAGAGCAGGAAGACAGACGAUGGUGGUUUGGUGGGGGUUCAAAUCGUAGUUCAGGCGUGGGUCCCACGUAUCUGGGCAUGGACUACGAGUUUUCCAGUGCGUCGGGUUACCCUCACAACACGUACCAUGGGCCUGCCAGGCAUCUGAGGCCCUUGCUUAACAGUCUGGGGCAGGAUCCUGAAGGUGGCAUCAAGCCACUGCGGUUCACCGACUCUCCUCAGCAUUAUGCGACGGCACAGGGAGGCACGCCCACCCCCUCCCCCCGCCGAAAAUCAUCUAGCACCAGCAACGAGGGUAGUGAGGCUACAUAUCCCCCGCCCCCACCUGCCCCAUCUGGAGGGGGUCUUCUGGACCACAGAGGUCCCAGUCUGUAUAUCUCAGCAGCAGACUACCCAGAUGGUGGUGGUGCCAGUGUGGUUCAUUAUGCCAGCAGCAGUCACUAUUCGGCACGCCCAGAACUGUACAGGACUGACUCAUACUUCACAGGUGGUAUGUACAGCACUGUGGGGAACAGUGCUGUACUGCACUAUGCUGAUCGACUGUAUCCUGAAUUUGAAGGCUACCAACUACACCAUCACGCCCACACGGGUGCAUACGAUAAUCCAAGCGUGAGCAGUGUGAGCAGUUCUACGAAUAGCAUCACCCCUCGCACACCUUCACGUCUAUGUGCGAGUGGCAAUGCCACCAAUCAUACUCAAUAUGAACAUCGUAGAACACCGUCAAAUGUAUCUAAUGCUUCAUCAUCAAAUAACAGUAGUUCAAAUGUGAAUCCAAGCUUCAGACUUGAAGAUGAGGGAGAGUAUUCACAGUACAACACACCAACACACCAUUAUUAUACCUCCCAGCAGCGCCGCGGUUUGGACUACGAAUAUACCCCCCAACCACCACCUUUCUUUUCUAGGCAGAACUCUCAUGAUUCAAAUGCAUCAAAUGUGGCUGAUACAAGACCCGGCACACUCGAGGUUGGCGGAGGAACGAGGCUUCGAUCGAGCUUGAAACGGUAUAAUUAUACUCCCGUAGGGGGAUCAAGGACAGGUGGAGGGGGUGGCUCAUCGUCGUCUGGCGGAGCAGGUACGCCCACCAACCCGACUCCCCCUGACAGUCUAACAAGUGAGGACAGUAGUUAUGUCUCAGCUAAGGAGGGUUCGUACUCUUCUGUGUCUCGGGUCCGGUUUUCACCUGUCACGAUGAUGGCUGCGGAGACGAGGGAGACGCUCCUUGAUAUUCCAGUGCAUGGACAAAGCCAAGAUGUUACAGUGCCGUUGCAGGCUGUCACCAGGAGGAUCCGGAGGCUCAGUGGGGAGGUUAACUCAAGUGCUGGACGCAGCAGGAAGCCCUCUAUUACCGAGCUUGAGAGAGAGUUCCUCUCAUAGCAGAUGCUGAACCCCAUGUGGCAAGCAGGUUCGGUGGACUCUUGGAGAACGCGGCAUUGAUUAAGCUUGAAUUCAUCAGCAUGACACGUGCAAUGGGAGGUUGUGGGAAAGACUUAGAUUUGACUCUUUUUUUUUUCCAGAGUAUUAAUCACACGGUUUGUACAUAGGCACAGUGCCCUACAGUAAGAUAAUGUUUGUAAAUAAUUUGUACAUUCGACACACAUGGCUUCCAGGUCACGUCAUUCCAACUUCAUUCCUCUUUUGUAUGCUCCAAAACUAACAUUACGAUGUUUACCUCAUUGAACACUAACUCAAAAUGUUGUGGCUCAGAACCACCAUUGGAUGGGUAGGUAUUUUAUUGUGUAUAAGAUAAAUAAAUAUAUAUGUAUAUAUAAUUAAAAUGAAUAUAGCUUAACUUUUGGGGAUAUGAAGUACUUUGUUGCUCAAAUUUUUAAGUGCUUUGAAACACAUUCACAGAGAGUAAUAAUUUAUUGCAAGAGAGUGACCUUUUGGGGGGUUCUGUAUUACUCUCACAAGUGACAGGAAUGACCAUGGUGACCAUCCCAUGCUAGUCUCGAGACCGAGCGUGUUCAAGCAACGUGCGGCCUUGAUUUUAUUUAUAAUCUUUCUCUGUUUUGCAAUAUUUUUUCCUUACUUGCUGUUAUAUAUAUAUAUAUAUAUAUGGUGUUUAAAAUUACAUUCCAGUUUUUAUAUGUACAUAUAUUGUGAUAGAGACGCCAUUCCUGAAUACGAGACGAUGAGGUUGUGUGAAUGAGUUGUGGAAUUUUUUAUAUUAUUUUAAGAGGUCAUUGUAUGAAGGAGUGUUGUCUGCUCUGCCAGUCUGUAAAUAUAUACACAAAUAAUAUAUUAAAAUACGCGUGUGUAUGGACACACGCGUAUUUGUUUAAAACAGAAAGACUUGUACCGAACUAUGUAAUACUAGGGUACUGGUGACAAUGAUGAAUUAUGUUAUAAUUUUAAUAUAAUUAUAAAUAAAAUAAGCUUUCAAUGGUGCUGAA